UGUCUCCAGGCAAAUACCAGAUGAUUAUAAUUGAAUUGUGGUAAACAUCAGCAGACAUGUUCUAAUGCUACAAAAAUAUUUACGUGAAGUACCGAUCUUUUUUAAACUAAGUCUAACAUUGGUCCGCGUUAUCCUCUCUCUUAUUUGGAUAAAACAACAGAAACCUUGGGUGAUUACAUCUGUAGUAACGUUGAAUUAAAAAAAGGGGGAUUGUCCACGAAAAAGUAUAAAAUCUGGUGACAAAUGACUAUUUUUCAUUGUAACCUGUUCUUCGUCCAUUUGCUCAUUAUUACGGCAAUUGGCGUCAAAUAGAAAAACGAAAAUGAUGCUUCUUCGUCUAUCAUUUUUCCUUGCACUUUGUGCAAUGGCGUUUGGGCACACUAAUCCUUCUUACGGAUGCGCAGCUAAAAAGGUUUUGUACGGCCACUACAACAACUACAAUUACAAAUACCCAAGCAACUAUCCUGCGACAGGACAUUAUGGAAAGCGUUGCGACAACAUCCACUACGCGUACGAUGUUAAUGGCUAUUGUUCGGCGUAUGGUUAUGGGUAUGGCCACAACUACGGAUAUUAUCACAAAUGCUACGCACGCUACUGUUAUCUUGAUGUUUACUAUGGGAAGAGUUCUUGCCACGGAUACGUGAAACUUUCGAAAAUCUACUAUUACCUCUAUGCAAAAGAAUGCUCAAAUGCUGGGCAUUAUUGCAACUACGGAGGACAUGGUGGCUCAUACAAAAACUGUGCUUGCCACACCAAAGUUUGCUCGACAAAAAUAAAAGCGUGUUACUCAUAUGGCGGCUAUUAUUAUGAAGACUACGUUACAGUACAGGUACCCUGCGGGUGCUCCUGCUAUAAGAAACUAUACCGACCGAAACGUUCCUUCCCAUACUUUGGAAUUGCAGUUGUCAUCAAAGGAAAGCAUUAUUAGUCAUCAAUUUGCGAUCGACUGAUCAAUAAUAUUGUCACACACAAAUAUGUACAAGUAUUAAAUUUCAAAUUAAACAUCAAAAAA
Messenger RNA from Styela clava, 1012 nucleotides. RefSeq lists its product as uncharacterized. The record is from RefSeq and is a predicted model, not a curated record. NCBI's taxonomy places the organism in Eukaryota, Metazoa, Chordata, Ascidiacea, Stolidobranchia, Styelidae.